Messenger RNA from Pseudoliparis swirei, 2240 nucleotides. It is a transcript of the gene smpd5, whose product is annotated as sphingomyelin phosphodiesterase 5. Bases 228 to 1961 code for a protein of 577 amino acids. The transcript has 8 exons. Gene Ontology annotation, biological process: sphingomyelin metabolic process. NCBI's taxonomy places the organism in Eukaryota, Metazoa, Chordata, Actinopteri, Perciformes, Liparidae. Gene Ontology annotation, cellular component: extracellular region; cytoplasm. Gene Ontology annotation, molecular function: sphingomyelin phosphodiesterase activity. The record is from RefSeq and is a predicted model, not a curated record.
AUCUGGGUCGUUCGAGAGUGUUUACUAUGAAUGUCAGCGUAUAGGUGCGCUGCAAUGUGUCGGUGUCUGCUCCUUUCACCACGGAGACCCGAGAGUCUGCGCAGUUGACCGCAGUGGUUCUGCUCAGUGUCCAAUGGAGCUCAUAAGAGACACUGCACUGGAAUGAGGCUAAAACGGAAGUCCUGAUGUAGCUCAUCCCGAUUGUUGCUUCGGAAAGGGGCAGCGGCAUGGCCCUGCAGGCAUCUCCAUUUCCUAAUGGGUGUGUUGCAGGCAUCCAUGCUGUGGGAUGGGCAUUCAUCCUGCCCUGCUUCUGGUUUCUUGAUCGUCUCAUUGCUUUGUGCAAGUCCACCACCCCGGAGCGAACCCAGCGCCUCGAGAAGGAAUGCUACCUCCACCCCCUCAAGGUCUUCUUUGGCUCGAUUAUCUUUUUUAUUCUUUUUCUCGUAACGGCCCCUUUGGGCUUCCUGGGAUUUAUGCUCUGGGCACCUCUCCAGGCUUGCCGCAGGCCCUUUCACUACCACAGAGAGACACCAGCCUCACCAGACGAGACGCACAGGGGCUUCGAGUUAGUAGGAAAGGCCUCAUUUGGAUUUGCCACAGCCAACCUAUGUCUGUUGCCUGACAGCCUGGCUCGUUUCAACAACCUGGGGCACACCCAGCACAGAGCGGCUGUGAUUGGUCAGCACAUUGUGCAGGGUGUGUGUCGACCCCAUAGCCGCAUCUUUGUUGACUCCCCCAGCAGCUGUGGAACUCCCAGUCCCUCCAACAGCAUACUUCCCACCGUUAACUCCUCUUCAUAUGGGGCUCCUGAUAAACAUGCACCAGUGAGUCAUCACUCUGAUUCAGCUGGAGUGCAUGUUUCAAUCCCACUGUCCAAUAGUCAGGUUACCUGUGAUGACACAGAGGAGCCCUCGACUGACUCCCCUUCUCUGCUUUUGAAUAUGAAUGACGACUCCAACCAGCAAGGCCGGGCAAGUCAGCGGAGUGUUCCCCGAGCUUCGCUCUCGCAGGGUCUCCGCCAACAGGACGAUGUGCCCUGGGAAGUCUCGUCAUUGUUUCCAGCCAAUGUGGACAUCCUGUGUCUCGAAGAGGUGUUCGAUAAGCGGGCGGCCAAGAAGCUCACCCAAGCACUAAAACCCGUGUUUGGACACAUACUGUAUGACGUUGGCGUGUACGCCUGCCAGCCACCAUGCAGGUGUUCCUCUUUCAAGUUCUUCAACAGUGGGCUGUUCUUAGCCAGCCGGUUCCUUGUGCUUGAGGCCGAGUACCACUGCUUUCCCAACAGCCGCGGGGAAGACGCACUAGCUGCCAAAGGCCUCCUUUCCGCUAAGGUGCUAAUCGGGCAGAAUGAGAAACAGAAGAAUGUGGUUGGCUAUUUUAACUGCACACAUCUUCAUGCACCAGAGGGAGAAGGGGAAAUUCGCUAUGAGCAGUUAAACCUUGUUACCAAGUGGAUUGGUGAUUUUCAAGCUGCCAACAAACUGCCCGACGAGGACGUGGCUUUUGAUGUGCUCUGUGGAGAUUUCAACUUUGACAACUGCUCACCUGAUGACACCCUGGAGCAAAGCCACUGUCUGUUUGAGGACUAUAGAGAUCCUUGUAGGGCAGGUCCUGGAAAAGAGAAGCCCUGGGUCAUUGGUACUCUGCUGGAGCAGCCCACAUUGUAUGAAGAUGACAUAAACACCCCAGAAAGUCUUCGAAGAACUUUGGAGAGCGAGGAUCUGAGAAAGCGGUACAUCUCCCCUCCUGUUCCUGGAAAAGACCGACCCUUGGUUUACCCUGAGACUGGCCAGCCGUGGAUCGGACGUCGGAUCGACUACAUCCUGUACCGCGAAAACUCCGUUUCAAAGCACUGCCGAACGGAAAUUGAAGAGGUUACCUUCAUAACCCAGCUGGCUGGCCUGACGGACCAUAUUCCCGUGGGCUUGAGACUGAAUGUUAUUAUGGACUCUGCGGGUUAACGACGACAAUGAAGGCAGCAUCGCGUACAAACAAAGGGAACAAAAUAUACAAAUUGUGAUGAUCUAUACCAUUACAGCAAUGCUUUGUUAACUAACUAGAAUUUGUGGUUUCUAUGACUUUGGGACCAAUUAAAUUAUGCCUCAGGAUUUAUUGAAAUUCUAUGUUUACAAUUUAUAUAUAAUGCCCAGUUAAAGGGAGAUGCAUUGCUUUUGUAAAGUUUUUAGGAUUUUUCAUUCUGAUAUUUUUCCUACAGAAAUAAAUGUAUAUUAUAAACAUUA